UUCAACUGUGAAGAAUAUUCGAGUAUUUUCCAAAUUAUUUUGUUUUGGGAGAAAAUACCUAGUAGAAUAUAGAAAGAUGGAUUUUAUUGUAGGAACUAAGUACAUAUUGAUAAUGUUAUGCAUUAACAUGAUAAAUGCAAGUCCAACUACUAAUUAUUAUAAUGUAGUUAAAUUUGGGGCAAAAGCAGAUGGAAAAAGUGAUUCCACUGAAGAAUUUAUAAUGGCAUGGAAAUCAGCAUGUGGUAGUUUAAUUCCUGCCACUAUUUAUGUGCCAAAAGGGAGAUACUUGCUAAGAGGUUCAAAUUUCCGAGGACCAUGCAAGAGUAAUGUGACAUUUCUCAACGGUGGAACUCUUGUUGCUCCUGAAGAUUACAGAGCAAUUGGAAAUUCAGGGUAUUGGAUUUUGUUCAAUCAUGUGGAAAAUCUUGUUGUUUCUGGUGGGAAUUUGGAUGCUAAAGGGCUUGGUUUUUGGAAUUGUAGAAGAUCUGGGAAGAAUUGCCCGGUUGGAGCGAGGACAAUGACAUUCAACUGGGUGAAUAACCUGGUGAUUAGUGGUAUUACUUCAAUCAACAGCCAAUUGAGUCACAUAGUAAUCAACACAUGCAACAAUGUUGUUGUAAGAAAUAUGAGGAUUAUUGCACCAGCCAAGAGCCCAAACACAGAUGGCAUUCAUGUUGAACAAUCAAAUGGGGUAACUAUCAAUGGAUGUACAAUCAAAACAGGGGAUGACUGCAUAUCCAUUGGUGAAGCCACUUAUAAUCUAUUCAUGUCCAAUAUCAAAUGUGGCCCCGGCCAUGGCGUAAGCAUUGGAAGUUUGGGGAAAACAAUGGAUGAAAAAGGGGUGGAAAAUGUGACACUAACGAAUGCCAUUUUCUCUGGAUCGGACAAUGGAGUUAGGAUAAAGUCGUGGGCCAGGCCCAGCAAUGGUUUUGUUAGAAACGUUCUCUUUCAAAACAUCUUAAUGAACAAUGUUGAGAAUCCCAUCAUCAUUGAUCAGAAUUAUUGUCCCAACAAUCAAGGUUGUCCCGGUCAGACUUCUGGAAUUAAGAUUAGCGAAAUUACUUAUAAGAACAUUCAUGGAAGUUCAGCAACAGCAGAGGCAGUAACAUUUGAUUGCAGCCCAAGUACUCCAUGUGAUGGGAUCAAAUUGGAAGAUAUAAACUUGAAUUACAACAACAAAGCUGCAACAUCAUCUUGUAAGAACAUUGUUGGGACCAGCAAUGGAACACUAGUCCCAGAAAGUUGUCUGUCUACUUAAUAUAGAAGCAUAUUAUUAAACAUAUUAUAGUUAGUUAUAUAAAUUAAAUACAAUAGUUAAUUAGUUUGUAUAACUAACUAAUAUGUUUAAUUAAUAUGUAUCAUGUAUAUAUGUGGCUUACAUGUAUAUAAUUUAUAAAUUUAGAUUAGAUGUGGGUCUAUAUAUGCUUCAAAGUGAAGCAGAAGCUGCGUGGGUGCACAUGCACAAGCUUCAUGUAACAUGACAUAGUAUUUUGGGAUUAAGUUACAUUAAUCAGUGACAAGCUCUACUAUAUCUAGAAAUUUCAUAAAUAUAGUAAAGGAGUAUCACCCAUUAUGUAAAAUAUGAAGUAUUAUGGGUUAGAAUAUCAGAAAAUAUGUUUUAGGAUUGGUUUAAAGUUUUAGAGUAAAUCUUUUAAGAAUUGAUUUUAUAUUGUUUACUUAUAAAAUAUAUGUACAUUCUUACA
Molecule: messenger RNA, 1703 nt
Organism: Cicer arietinum (chickpea)
Lineage: Eukaryota; Viridiplantae; Streptophyta; Magnoliopsida; Fabales; Fabaceae
Product: polygalacturonase-like
Biological process (GO): carbohydrate metabolic process
Molecular function (GO): polygalacturonase activity
Source: RefSeq, a predicted model, not a curated record